Molecule: messenger RNA, 2063 nt
Organism: Pollicipes pollicipes
Lineage: Eukaryota; Metazoa; Arthropoda; Thecostraca; Pollicipedomorpha; Pollicipedidae
Product: protein FAM13A
Exons: 10
Coding region: 249-1583 (444 amino acids)
Source: RefSeq, a predicted model, not a curated record
GCGAGUGCGGCGCCGCGCAGCAGCAGCCGCGCUCGCCGGCGCCGCGCAGCCGGAGCGCGCGCCGCGCCGCCGCCGAGACGGAGACGACGCGGCCCAUCUCGGUGCCGUGCCCGGCCAGCUCCAGCCUGGGCUACGACCUGCCGACGCCGUGGUCGCCGGUGUACACGGACGAGGUGAUCGAGUCGUCGUCGACGUCCAGCAGCAGCAGCGAGUGCGGUGACACGCCGCCUGUCCUGCUGCAGGAGAUCAUGUGCCGGCACGAGGCGCAGCGCGAGUCGGAACGGCUCGCCACGUUCCCUCGCUCACGAGACAAGACGAGCCGCUCGCGCGACGUGCGCCGCCGCCGACACAGCCGCGGCGAUGGCAAGGACUCGUCGCCUAGCUGCAGCACGCCGGAGGGCGACGAGGAGGAGUUUGAGGAGGAGGAGGAGGAGGAGGAGCUCUCUGACUCUGAGGGCAUCCCUCCGCUGGACCUGGACUCGAUGGCUGGCUCGGAGCCCAUCUCUAGCACUGUGCUCAAGGGCAGACAGCUGACCGAGGACGAGGUGAUCCUCUCGCCGCGCAACUCGUUCGUGCUGCCCGACGCCGAGUUCGUGGCCGAGCAGAAGAAGCUGUGCUCGCGCUUCAACGAGCGGCUGCCGGCGUCGCCGUGUCCGGGCCCGGCCGAGCCCCGCUCGCACCAGCUGCGGCAGACCAUCGCCAGCGCCAAGAAGCGUAUCCGCUCGUACGAGGAGUCGUUCGAGCGGCGCCACGGCUACCGGCCGUCGCACGCCGACCGCCAGAAGGACCGCGAGAUGAAGCGGUGCCUGGCUGAGCUGAGCCGCGCGCGCCGCGACCUGAAGGCGCUGAAGCAGGAGGCGGCCGUGGCGCUGGCGCCGCCGGCCGGCGAGAAGGAGAACCGCAGCCCGCCGCCGGCCGAGCAGACCCUCCAGCAGACCGUCAACGACGUCACCAAGCGCCUCAGCGAGAAGCGUCAGUGCGCCGGCCGGCCGCAGGAGCCGGACGCCAUGUCACGCGAGCAGGUGCUGGCCGAGAAGCUGGCGCUGCAGAAGGCACUGCUCUGUCUGGAGGAGCUGCACGGCCGGCCGGCCGAGAAACACGACCGGGACGUGGUGCGGCCGCUGUACGAGCGCUACCGGCUCAUCAAGAGGCUCGUCGUCAAGUCCGGCUCGCCUAAGCUGCGGGACUCGAUCGGCGAGCUGACGCCGAUCCUCGAGCACGAGACGAUGACGUUUACGGCCUCGGACCGGCCCGCCAUCUCGGAGCGCGACGACGAACUGGAGCCGUGCGGUCCGGCCGCCGGCGGCGCCACCGAGCGUCUCCAGCUCGACGACAACCUCCACAACCUGCCUGUGUCCGAGCUGCGCGACCAGCUGAGCCGCGCCAAGGACGAGAAGCGCCGGCUGCGCGGCGUGCUGCUGGUGUUCGAGGAGAACUUCCGCUCCAGUGUCGGUCGGAAGGUACAGAAGGACGACCGCGGCGAGAUGGACGACACCUACGCCGAGUACAAGCAGGUCAAGGCCAAGGUCAAGCUGUUGGAGGUGCUGGUGGCCAAGCACCGGUCGCGCUCGUUCACCAUGUGAGCCGGCCGAGCGCGCGGGUGCGACGCAGACUGGGGGCUGGCCCCGGCGACAGAGGGCUGGGCGGCCGCCGCCGCCGCCGCCGCCGCCGCUGCUGAACGCUGGGAGUGCGGCCGGACCGCGGCAGCUGUGUGGGCGUGUGUGUGUGUGUGUACAUAGACGUACAUUGGGCGCUGUGCUCUGGGAGCUGUGAAGCCGCGCCCGGCGGAGCGGCCGCCGCCGCGCGCCGGCCGUUGUUGUGGCGCGCGGCCGAGCGGACGGCGUUGUUUUGGAGGACGUUGGGCGGGCGGCUGCGGCACGCGCCGCUGUGUUGUACCUGCAGUGCUGACCGGACCCGGCACCAGGCGACGCCGACCGGACGGCCGUAGUUAUCGUAUGCGUAUUAUUUAUUAUACAGGCGCGGCCCUGAGGGCGAGGCGCCGGGCCGGCCGUCUCGCUGGCGGCCAAAUAUCAUCGACAAAUACACUGAGUUGUCGUGAUAAA